AUGAGCACAACAACAAGUUCUAUGCGCACCAUCUUGCCGCACCUUGAGUCUGCUCUCAAGUCUUUCCAAUCAUCUGAGUCCAAGUUUCGCAUUGUCCGAAGCAUCAAUCCAUCUGCUUCAAGUCCACCGUCUCCAAAGACUCUGUUCAUCCUCGAUUCUUCCUUCAAUCCGCCGUCGAAGGCCCAUCUGGCUCUUGCCAAGUCGGCACUACACUCUUCUUCUACCAAGCAACAUCAGUCUCCAUUCAGACUGCUGCUUCUUUUUUCUACCCAUAAUGCGGACAAGGCUCCCUCUGCCGCGUCCUUUCCUCAGCGUCUGGCUCUCAUGACCAUCUUUGCCGAGGAUCUUUUGAAGGAUCUCCAAAGCUCAGCCAGCCAUGGAGAUUAUGUGCUACCGACCGUCGACAUUGGCUUGACUACCGCUCCUUACUACACUGACAAGAGCUCGGCCAUCUCAAAAGAGGGCAUUGAGCAUUAUCCAGACUCACCCAAACACGUCCAUCUGCUGGGCUUCGACACCAUCACACGCUUCUUUGCUGCAAAGUACUAUCCCAACUUUAGCCCGCCUCUUUCUGCGCUCAAUCCAUACUUUGAUGAAGGACACCAACUACGCGUUACGCUGCGACCUUCUGAUGAGUAUGGUACGGUCAAAUCACAGCAGGAGUUUGUGGACCAAUUGGCGAGGGGUGACAUGGAGGCCGAUGGAGGCAGACGUGAAUGGGCUUCGCAAAUCGAGGUUGUUCAUGCCGAAGAAGGCGUCGGUGUGAGUAGCACAAAGGUCAGGACAGCGGCCAAGAAGCAAGACUGGGCCGAGGUCCAGCACUUGUGCACUGAGGGUGUCGGUAGGGCUGUGAUGGAUAAUACGAUAUAUGAGAACGACGACCGCGGUGCAAAGAUGGCCUGA
Molecule: messenger RNA, 903 nt
Organism: Aureobasidium pullulans EXF-150
Lineage: Eukaryota; Fungi; Ascomycota; Dothideomycetes; Dothideales; Saccotheciaceae
Product: Nucleotidylyl transferase
Exons: 1
Coding region: 1-903 (300 amino acids)
Cellular component (GO): cytoplasm; nucleus
Molecular function (GO): nicotinamide-nucleotide adenylyltransferase activity; ATP hydrolysis activity
Source: RefSeq, a predicted model, not a curated record